Messenger RNA from Funneliformis geosporum, 366 nucleotides. NCBI's taxonomy places the organism in Eukaryota, Fungi, Glomeromycota, Glomeromycetes, Glomerales, Glomeraceae. The record is from the annotation of a GenBank genome assembly.
AUGAGUACAAAAAUUAAAAAGAAUGAAAAGUGUUUGCUUUGUCUAAAAACUGGAACUGCUAUAAUUUAUGAUGAAUCAACUCCCCAAAAUAAGGCUUGUUUUGCUUGUAGCAUAAAAGGAGUAAAAGAGAGCUCUGAGAUUAUAAAAGUAGAGUUAGAAAAACUAAAAAAGGAGAAUAAAGAAGUGUACAAACUUAGAAUUCAAGAAAUUAAAAUUCGUUUUGCCGAGGGAAAAGAUGAGUUAGAAAAAUUAAAGACUGAAUACCCCGAAUUCAAAUCCGAAUUAGAAGAAAUUAGACAAGAAAAUUUAAAAGCGAUUCCGGAAGAAGAACGAGAUGAGGUAGGAGGAGAAAAACCAACCAAUUGA